AUAACCUAUAAGUUUAAACAUUUUUAACAAAUAUUUAUUUUAUAAAUGUAGUCAAGUGACUGUAAUAUGUAUAAGGCAUUAUCUUUAACAGUCUCGAAUAGUUUUAAGACUAAAGUUAGACAUGUUAAAUAUUUUAACCGUAAAUUUCGCACCUCUUGUGCUACUAGAAGUGAACACCCGCAAGAUGAAGAGCUUACCAGAUACAAAUUUAGAAAUAAACUCUUAAAUGGCCCAAAUUUAAAAGACUUUUUUAAAGAUGAACACCUUAAGAAUCAAGAAGACUUGCCAGAGGAAGAAAUUGUGCCUUAUCUCCAAAAUGUUUACAAAUAUGGAGCUGGUCGAAAGGUUUUCUUUGAUGUCUAUGGUUGCCAGAUGAAUGUUAGUGAUACAGAAAUAGUUUGGUCUAUUUUGCAAAAGCAGAAUUAUGAACGAACAACGAAUUUAUCAGAUGCAGAUAUUAUCUUGAUUAUUACUUGUGCAAUACGUGAAAGUGCUGAGGAUAAAAUAUGGGGCAGAUUAGAUUAUUUAAGAGGAUUAAAAAAGAGUAGAAGAAAAGAGAGACCCCCACUAAAGAUAGGACUGUUAGGUUGCAUGGCAGAGAGGCUCAAGCAUAAAGUUUUAGAGGAAGACAAAUCUGUAGAUGUUGUUGCAGGACCUGACAGUUACAGAGACUUGCCCAGAUUAUUAGCUCUAACAGAAAAUAACCAGAAGUCUAUAAAUGUGAUGCUGAGUUUGGAUGAAACUUAUGCAGACAUAACUCCUUUGAGGCUCAAUGAAGAUUCAAUUUCAGCAUUUGUAUCAAUAAUGAGAGGAUGUGAUAACAUGUGCACAUAUUGCAUUGUGCCUUUUACAAGAGGCAGAGAAAGAUCUCGGCCAGUUUCAUCAAUUUUAAAGGAAAUAGAACAUUUAGCUCAAAACGGCGUAAAAGAAAUAACAUUGUUAGGACAAAAUGUUAAUAGUUACAGAGAUUUAACUGAGGAGAAAACCACUGACAAUAUUACUAGUUUAGCUAAAGGUUUUAACACAGUAUAUAAGUCGAAAAAAGGCGGAUUAAGGUUUGCAGAUUUGUUAGAGAAGGUUGCUAAUAUUGAUCCUGAAUUGAGAAUUAGAUUUACCUCUCCACAUCCAAAGGAUUUUCCUGAUGAAGUUUUACAUGUAAUUCAAUCAAGACCAAACAUCUGCAAAAGUCUUCACAUGCCUGCACAGUCAGGCAGCAGUGCAGUUUUAGAGCGAAUGCGACGUGGUUACACCAGGGAGGCUUACCUUGAAUUGGUCCAUCACAUAAGGAAAUUUUUACCUGAUGUUGCACUCAGCAGUGAUUUCAUUUGUGGAUUUUGUGGUGAAACUGAGGAAGAGUUUGAAGAUACUAUUAGUCUGAUGAAGGAAGUUGAGUAUAACACAGCAUUUUUAUUUGCCUAUAGUAUGAGGCAAAAAACAACAGCUCACAGAAGGUACAAAGAUGAUGUGCCUCCUGAAGUCAAACAAGCAAGAUUAUUGAGAAUGAUAGAACUGUUCAGAGCUCAAGCUUUAAAAUUAAACAACCAACAAAUUGGAAAGACACAUUUAGUUUUAGUGGAAAAAUACAGUAAAAGAUCUAAGCAUUUUUUCCAGGGUAGAAAUGAUCAGAAUAUUAGAGUGCUGUUGCCCUCAGAAGGGACUGUUCCAUAUAAAAAUGGCACUAGUGGCAGAGAAAUUCAAUCUGGGGAUUAUGUCGCUGUUUAUAUUAAUAGUGCUAGUUCACAAACUUUAAGAGGAAUUCCACUAUAUUUGACUUCAUUGCAGGAAUUUCACGAGACCCAGACUAAUUAUCUUCAACAAACCUAUUGUUAAUUCAAAUAAAAUAUAUUGUUUGUUAAUAUUA
Aethina tumida (small hive beetle) is the source of this 1861-nucleotide messenger RNA. Its product is annotated as CDK5RAP1-like protein. Gene Ontology annotation, biological process: tRNA modification; negative regulation of cyclin-dependent protein serine/threonine kinase activity. Bases 67 to 1830 code for a protein of 587 amino acids. The transcript has 2 exons. The record is from RefSeq and is a predicted model, not a curated record. Gene Ontology annotation, cellular component: mitochondrion; cytosol. NCBI's taxonomy places the organism in Eukaryota, Metazoa, Arthropoda, Insecta, Coleoptera, Nitidulidae. Gene Ontology annotation, molecular function: 4 iron, 4 sulfur cluster binding; tRNA-2-methylthio-N(6)-dimethylallyladenosine(37) synthase activity.